Messenger RNA from Fusarium odoratissimum NRRL 54006, 863 nucleotides. RefSeq lists its product as uncharacterized. Lineage: Eukaryota; Fungi; Ascomycota; Sordariomycetes; Hypocreales; Nectriaceae. Bases 20 to 742 code for a protein of 240 amino acids. The record is from RefSeq and is a predicted model, not a curated record. The transcript has 2 exons.
UGUAGAAUACGAUAUCACAAUGCCCUUCCCCACCAGUGGUAAGGGUCUUGAGCUGCUCAUCAUUCAAAUUUGCUGCGGCAUAGUUGUUUAUGUGUCUGUGUGCCUACGGCUCUGGGCCCAGCAUAUCAACAGAAAAAGGCCGUCACUUCAUAAUAAGAUCACAACAAGAAAGGUUUCACUACACGAUGUGCUAAUGCAUGUAUCUGUGUUCUUUUAUACAGUCCAAGCUGUCAUUGUGAUUCGUGGUAUCAUCGAGGGUGGUAUCGGGCAGCACGGAAACGACAUUGACCAGACAGAAAUCACCAUAGGUUUCCAAACCUGGUACUUCGGCGAACUCAUCUAUCCUGUACUUUCAUGUUUCACUAAGACCUCCGUAAUCUUGUUCCUGCAACAAGCGUACAUCGUCAAAUUUCAAACAAGAGAGGCCACUAACAGACGCUACAUCCAGUGGGUAUUGUACAUCUGUCUGUGUGCCAUUUGGACUUCCUCGAACGUGUUCUUGUCUGCUAGUAUCUUUCAAUGCUCUCCCCCAAGUCAUUAUUGGAUGCAGUUUGAAGAUCCUAGCAGCGAAGGGACAUGUUCAAAGAGCAUUGUACCAACUGCCGGUAUAGUUUUAAGUAUAGUAACAGCCGCCAGCGAUUGGGCGUUGGCUUCGGUACCCAUAGUCGCCUUAACGAAAACGCAGAUUCCAUGGCGAAAGAAGGCCGCCAUUCAAGCCCUGUCGAGUUUAGGCGUGGUGUAAGUAAUCUCUCAUACCUAUACACGUUUUUGCUCCACCGAAACAGGGUGGACGGGUGAAGUAAGAUGAUUAUUUGAACAUGGAACUGAUAGCGCAUGAACACGAUAGAGCUGGUAUAUUUAUG